AUGGCAUUAAAUCUUUUCGACCAAUUUAUAAGCCCCACCUAUUUAGGUAUUCCGCUCGUAGCGCUAGCAAUUUUCCUCCCAUGACUGCUAUUCCCAACGCCUUCUUCUCGGUGACUUAACAACCGGCUCCUUACACUUCAAAACUGAUUUGUUACCCGCUUUACGCAACAACUUCUUCUACCUUUAAAUACAGGAGGGCACAAAUGAGCGCUCCUUUUCGCUUCUCUAAUGCUCUUUCUUAUUGCCAUAAAUAUACUAGGGCUCCUCCCAUACACCUUUACACCCACAACACAGCUUUCUCUCAACAUAGGCUUUGCCGUUCCCCUAUGACUGGCCACAGUCCUAAUUGGUCUGCGAAAUCAACCAACCGUAGCCCUAGGCCAUCUUCUACCAGAAGGGACUCCCGCUCCUCUAAUCCCCGUCCUAAUUAUCAUCGAAACAAUCAGCCUAUUUAUUCGACCAUUAGCAUUAGGUGUACGACUGACAGCUAACCUCACAGCCGGACAUUUGCUUAUUCAGCUUAUCUCCACCGCUACAUUUGUACUCCUUCCCAUAAUACCAACAGUGGCAAUCUUCACAGUUACCCUGCUCUUCCUACUUACUCUUUUAGAAGUAGCAGUUGCUAUAAUUCAAGCAUACGUAUUUGUACUCCUCCUAAGCCUAUACCUACAAGAAAACGUCUAA
Messenger RNA from Scatophagus argus, 684 nucleotides. The record is from the annotation of a RefSeq genome assembly. Lineage: Eukaryota; Metazoa; Chordata; Actinopteri; Scatophagidae.